UUUACCCUUGUCACAUUAAAUCAACGGUUGAGAUAUACUCUCUAUCGCAUGGAACCAACGGCCGAGAUUUGGCCCCAUCUCUUCUCAAAGCCCUGAUAUUUUCUCCGCCCCCUCCUCUCUCCGGUCCUCUUCCCUUCCUGUGCGUCGUCUCCACUUCGUCAUCUUUCUCCGACUUCAUCGACUCCUCCGGCGCCGUCCACGACGAGCUCAGGUGAUCUUUUUGCGUUCAAAACAAUUUUUUCGCAGCGGAAAGAGUUUUCUCAGUAAGAUGCAAUGGAAGCAGAAGGGAUUUCUGGUGCACAGCCUAUUCAAGAUGAUCACACUCCUUUGUGGAAGUAUGUCACGAAGUUGGAGAAGAUGGGUAAAAGAGGGGGGAAUUGGCAGUGGAUGUGUAGUUACUGCCAUGAAGUAUUUACAUCCUCCUAUUCUAGGGUCAAAGCUCAUCUAAUGCGGGUUAGUGGGCAAGGAAUUAAAAUGUGCAAAGGUGUUAAGCCACAGAAUAUGAGAGACAUGCAAACUGAUAUGGAUCAAUCAGAAGCAAGGGUGAUGGCUUCUAUGCCUAGGAUAGUGACGCUGCCAGGUUCUUCAGCGUCAAGUACAGCAGUAGGAAGUCAAAGCAUGUCUUCUCGUCCAAGUGAGCCAAAGAGGAGGAGAGGAGUCACCACCGUUGAACAGGCCUUCAAUACAGGGGCAAUAGAUGAAUUGGAUUCAAUAAUUGCAAGGAUGUUUUAUACCGGUGGGUUGUCAUUUAAUUUGGCAAGAAAUCCUUAUUUCUCCAAGAUGAUCACAUAUGCCGCAAGCAAUUCAAUUGCCGGUUACAAGCCUCCAGGUUAUAAUUCUUUGAGGACCACUCUUUUGCAACGUGAGAAGGCUCACGUAGAGAGGUUGUUGGAGCCCAUCAGGGGCACAUGGAAGCAGAAUGGGGUUUCUAUUUGUAGUAAUGGCUGGGCAGAUGCACAGAGAAGACCACUGAUAAAUUUUAUUGCGGUCUCAGACAACGGGCCAAUGUUCUUGCACUGUGUGAAUGCUGAGGGAGAGCAGAAGAAUAAAUAUUUCAUUGCAGAGAAGCUUGAAGCUUGCAUUAGAGAGGUGGGGCCUCAAAAUGUGAUCCAAAUCAUUACUGAUAACACUUCGGCAUGCAAGGCCGCAGGGGCAAUUGUGGAGGGCAAAUUUCCACACAUCUUUUGGACUCCAUGUGUUGUUCACACCCUCAAUCUUGCCCUUAAGAAUAUUUGUGUUGCGAAGAAUACAGAAGCUAAUGCAAUUGUUUAUGCAGAGUGCAGCUGGAUUACAAAGGUAUAUGAUGAUGCUUUGAUGAUUAAGAACUUCAUCAUGAAUCACUCAAUGAGGUUGGUUAUGUUCAAUGAGCAUUCGAAGAUGAAGCUUCUUUCAAUUGCUGAUACUCGAUUUGCUUCAUGGAUCGUCAUGCUAAAGAGGUUCACGGUGAUCAAGAGAAGCCUCCAAGAUAUGGUUCUUAGCGAUUGUUGGAGCUCGUACAGAGAUGAUGAUGUGGGAAAAGCACAAUUUGUUAAGGAGAAAGUGCUUGAUGAUUUGUGGUGGGAUAGGGUGGAUUAUAUUAUUGCUUUCACUGCUCCUAUAUAUGAUAUGAUUCGGCUCACCGAUACCGACGAGCCCAGCCUUCAUUUGGUAUAUGAUAUGUGGGAUACAAUGAUUGAGAAGGUGAAUGUUGUUAUUUAUAGACAUGAGAGCAAAAGAGAAAAUGAUCCCUCCUCAUUUUAUGAUGCCGUACACAAGAUCUUGGAGGAUAGAUGGAAUAAGAGCAACACGUCACUUCAGUGCUUAGCGCACACUUUGAAUCCAAGAUAUUAUCACGAGACAUGGCUCAAUGAGAAUAUCCAUCGGCAAGCACCCUAUCAGGAUGAGGAGAUCUCUUUGGAAAGGUCCAAGUGUCUGAGGAAAUAUUAUCCUAAUACCGAUGAACGGAGGGUAGUUAACUUGGAAUAUGCUAGAUUCUCGGCCGCUCUUGACACUUUUAGGGAUCCAAAUUCUCUUGCUGAUAGAGGAUUGAUGGAUCCAAAAACAUGGUGGGUGCUCUACGGAUCCUCAGCUCCAAAUCUUCAAGCAUUGGCCUUAAAGCUUCUAGGCCAACCAUGCUCAUCCUCUUGCUGCGAAAGGAAUUGGAGUACAUACUCAUUCAUCCACUCUUUGAAGAGGAACAAGAUGGCACCGGCAAGGGCAGAAGAUCUUGUGUAUGUGCAUAACAAUCUUCGUUUGCUUUCUCGGUCAUCCCAAGAAUAUCAAGAAGGAGAAUCGAAGCUGUGGGAUAUUGGUGGAGAUGCAUUCGACUCAUUUCAAGGUGUCGAUAUUCUUGAUGUCGCCACCUUGUCUCUUGAUGAACCCACCAUGGAGGCUGUAUUGUUUGAUGAUGAUGAAGGCAAUGAAGAAGUCAUCGGACUAGCUUCCACUUCAUCUUGAUGUAUUUUUUGUUUACAAACUUGUUAUUUUGUGAUUGAAUGAGUAGAGUAUGUACUCCAAUUCCUUUUUGUUUACAAACUUGUUAUUUUUUGAUAGAAUGAGUAUGUACUCCAAUUCGUUUUUUUUUACAAACUUGUUAUUUU
Asparagus officinalis (garden asparagus) is the source of this 2579-nucleotide messenger RNA. RefSeq names its product sm-like protein LSM7. NCBI's taxonomy places the organism in Eukaryota, Viridiplantae, Streptophyta, Magnoliopsida, Asparagales, Asparagaceae. The transcript has 4 exons. Gene Ontology annotation, cellular component: Lsm1-7-Pat1 complex; U6 snRNP; U12-type spliceosomal complex. Gene Ontology annotation, biological process: mRNA splicing, via spliceosome; nuclear-transcribed mRNA catabolic process. The coding region runs from base 274 to 2436 and encodes 720 amino acids. Gene Ontology annotation, molecular function: protein dimerization activity; RNA binding; DNA binding. The record is from RefSeq and is a predicted model, not a curated record.